Messenger RNA from Rubroshorea leprosula, 1053 nucleotides. NCBI's taxonomy places the organism in Eukaryota, Viridiplantae, Streptophyta, Magnoliopsida, Malvales, Dipterocarpaceae. The record is from the annotation of a GenBank genome assembly.
GCAGAGUUCGGGGGGUGGGAGUCCCUACAGUGAACAUGUUCAAACAUUUUUUUAUAAUAAAGGCUGGGGGUAGGGGGGAGAAGGGGUGGUACAACUUCGGCCCUCGGUCGUCCAGUAAAGGGAAUAGGAGUUUAUUCUCUGCUGGACCGUCAUCCAUCAAAGGGUGGAAAGAAAAAUUAUUCUUUGUGGAUGACACCGAGUGGAGUAGGAGGGAUGCCAAAGUGGAACAAUUGUCUACUUGGAAAGCGAAGAAAACCAAGCAGAACAACUAUAAGUUGAAUGAGGAUAAGGUGGAGGAGGUGAAGGAGGUGGAGAAGUUGGUGAAGGAAGAUGGAGACGUAGUGGAUAUCUUGUACCUCACCAGUCCGAAGGCAAUAGAGGCUGCUGAGCUCUAUGGGCCAAGCUCAUUGAGCGAAGUUGAAAUGGACGAGUUCGUUAAUGCGGCUGGGGGCCUGCACAUCCCAAAGAAGCCAAGGAAGAAGUCAAAGACUUCAACUGCGGCGGAGAAGGGGGUGGCAGAGAGGGGGCGACUGUCCAGCACUUCUGCCCGGGCUGUGGAGGUGCAGCCAAGGCCGGAGCCUGUGAUGGGGGGUAGCGAGGAUGUAAGUGAGGAGAUGGCACCUCUCCAGAGGAAGAAGAGGAGGGUGGCAGAGCCAGAAGCCAGGGGGGACGAGGUGGUGGAGUUCAUGCCUCGGCCUUCUCCUCCAGAAAUCAACCUUGAAGACAGGGAGAGGGAAGAGGUCGAGGUGCGAAGCCUUGGUGGGGGCAAGGAGCGCAUCCCUCCUCAUGCGUACCAGAAGAGUUUGUUUGAGGUGACAAACAUGACUGGGGUGAAGCACUUCCUCAACUCUACUGUUCCUGAGGUGGAUAGGAUGCAGGCAAAGGACGAGGUGGUUAGCCAUGUGGGGUAUACCGUUUUGAGGCACGCCCUAGAGCUGGACAAACGCUCUAGCGCAGGAGUAUGCAGAGAGCGUGAGAGAUCGAGCCAGCUUGCAGAGGCAGUGCGAGCAGCUGCAGAAGGAGAAGGAUGAGCUGUAGAAGGAGAAGAGGGAG